Ichthyophthirius multifiliis is the source of this 1143-nucleotide messenger RNA. RefSeq lists its product as hypothetical. The transcript has a single exon. NCBI's taxonomy places the organism in Eukaryota, Ciliophora, Oligohymenophorea, Hymenostomatida. The record is from RefSeq and is a predicted model, not a curated record.
UCAUAAAAAAAAAUGCAUCAUUAUAAAUUAACUUCAUCUUUAAAUUAUUAAUAUUUAUUUAAUUCAACUGAAUUAUCUUAUGUAAUAUUAAUAGCUGAUAUAUUAUUAUCUUUAUUUUCUUAUUAUAUUUCGAAUAGUACCAUCUUUUUUUAUUUCUACAUAAAAAUAACAAAGCGAUUCCAAAAACACAAAACAAAGCCAAAACUACAAAAACUCCAAUUAAAAUUUUAUUUUUUUAAACAAGGAAUUUUUAAGGUUUUUCAACUUAUUCCACAUCGUAUGAAAAGAAAAAAUCCUUCAAUUGUUAAGUCAAACUAUGCUUGAAAACCCCCUAAACUUAAACUCCUAUAAAAAUAUGAUCACUAUCCUAAAAAUCUAAGGGAAUUUAAUAUUUAUGUUCACUUUCUUUAAUAUUUAAAUAAAAAUAACUAAACGUUUUAUAAUUUUGAGCAUUAAAAGAACUUCCGCACAAAGAUAAUGCAUUAAUAUCAUUAAAAGAUUUACUUGUGUAUACUUUAUAAACUAUAUUUUCUAGUUAAUAAGAAGAAAGCGAACAAUCAUUAUAAAUGCAAUUAAUUCCACUAAAAUAUAGUUAUAUUUUCGAAAAAUCUUCAUUUUUUUCAAUUCUGAAUUUCUUGUCUAUUUUGUAAAAUUAAUAUGGAUAGAAUGUGUCUUCUGUAUCUAAAUGUGGACGGAUUAAAUAUGAAUGGAUUUAAUUUUUUUAAUUUUGGACAGAAAAAUCAUAUAUAUUGAAAUCUCCUUUUUAAUUAUCCUUAUCUACUUUUACCAUAUAGUGAUUGUAUUUUACUAAUACAGGUUAUUCGUUUAAAUAUAUUUAAGAUUUUCCUUAACAUUAUAUUAACUCAAGGGUUAAUUAUUAAGUACCCUCAGGCAUGUAAACUUAAUAAUUAUCAAAAGAAUCUUAAUAAGAAGUUUUAUAUGUAAAUUUAUUUAUUAUUAAUAAUGAAUACCCUUAAUUAGCUAUUAAAUAAAAUUAGAGAUUUUCAUUUUUUUAAAUCAAAAAGGAACUUUAAUUUUCUAUUUUUAUUUCAUAAGCUCCUUUUGAGUUUUCUUAUUCAAAAGCAAUAACAUCAGAAUGCAAAAAGAACAUGUUUUAUACUAAUUAAUAAUCUUUAGAUUAAA